AGUGAGUAAUGUUUUAAACAUUGUGCUGUUAAUGUUAACAAUCUUUGGACUAAAAUUUUCCAUUUCAAAUCCAUCAACUCUUUCAACUCUUGUGUCAUUGUUUGCUAAUUUGUUGAUCAUGGCUGUUGUCGUUGUUGUUAUUUAUCUUGCUGUUAGCUUCUUGUAUCUUCUUUAGUGACACCUUGGCUUUUUUUUCAAUCAAUAUCUUCAACAGUAUUAACUGGACUUGAUUAUUUUUCUUGAUCAACGUUUCUUUUGCGCCACUUUUAUUUUCCCUCGCAUCUUUUCAUCUGUUUUAUUCAAUUUUUGUGAUUCUGUUGUUUUAUUUCAUUUUUUAUCUCAUCUACUGUGUUAAUUAUUUUAAUCAUGGAAAGUGAAGUGUGCCAAUUUUAUGAAAAACGUUCAGUUCUAGUUACCGGUGGCACUGGUUUGAUUGGGAAAUGCUUGGUCUACAAUUUGCUCGCCAAUUGUCCUGAUGUCGGUACUAUAUAUCUUUUGCUAAGAAAAAAGCGUGAAUUUAGUUUUGAUCAGAGACGUGAACGUUAUCUUAAUUAUGAUAUUUUUAAAAAUCUUAAAACACCCAAUCUAUUGAAUAAAUUAGUUUUCAUUGAAGGUGCUGUUGAUGCCAAAAAUUUAGGUCUAUCAAAUGAUAUUUUGUCGAAAGUAACAGCAGAAGUCUCAAUUUUGUUCCAUUCCGCUGCUUCAGUUGGACUGGAAGCUGGUUACAAAGGAGCCGAUCAAGCUGCCAAUUCCAAUCUCCGUGGAACCAUGAAUGUCCUCGAAUUAUGUCGUUCAAUGACGAAUCUGGCCUGUUUAGUUUAUGUUUCAACGGCAACAGCUUAUCAUUUCAAGUCUCUCAUUGAAGAAAAAAUCUAUCCAGUCCCAUGCACACCGGAACAAUUUUUAUCAGUCAUGGAAUCAGGUGAUGCUAAGGCUAUCGAUAAAUUUUUACGUGAAGACAUGAAAAUGUUUCCAAAUGCUUAUACAUUAACUAAAGCCUUGUCUGAAAAUUUAUGCCAAGCUGAGAAUAGCAAUAUUCCUAUUUGUAUUGUGAGACCACCAAUAGUGUCCAGUUCUGUGGCUACUCCGGUUCCUGGUUGGACCAAUAAAAUGCAAGCCUUUAAUGCUAUGAUUCUUCUUUGGGUCAUGGGCUUGAGUAGGUGUUUAACCUGGGACCCUGACACCAGAAUCGAGGUGGCUCCAGUUGAUUAUGUUUGCAAUGUAAUGAUCACGGCUGCCUGGUUUACUGGACAAAAAAGGCCUGUAGACACUGUUCCGGUGUAUAAUGUGGUCCCUUCAGAGGACAAUUCAGUUACUUGGAGAAAACUAUUAGAAUACUCACUAGACGUUGUCUUUGAAUCGCCCAGCAUUAAAGCAAUUCGAUGGCCUGGAAGACAAAUGAUUUCACCCAAGACACCAUUCAAACUUUUAUACUCCAUUAUAUUUCAACACAUUAUUUUUGCCAUCUUUUCCGAUUUAUUUCUGAUUUGCACUGGUAGCUCACCUCAAAUUUGUGCGCUUAUGAUCAAAAUGGUGAAUACAAUUAAAUCAGUGCGAUGGUUUUUAACUAAAGACUGGCAUUACAUCAACACAAAUUAUUUGGCUUUAACGGACCAUCUUAAUGAACAUGAUAGGAAAUUAUUUCCAAUGAGUAUGAAAAAUAUGGACUGGAAAUCUUAUAUACAUACUGGUUAUUAUGGUAUCAGGAAGUUUGUUUUACAUGAAGAUGACGAUAACACGAAAGCUGCUAUUGGCCGAUUGAGAAGACUAACAAUGAUAACCAAUGGAGCAGUUAUAUUUGCUUUCCUCAUGAUCAUCUCUACAUGUUUUAUUUUAGUUUUAUUUUUAUAAUGUGUUACAUUUUUUACAACAAAAAAUCAUCAAUGAACAAUUUGACUUUCAUACAUAUUCACAUUACCUUUUGCAAUCAUAUAAACCCAUAUUUUUAACAACACUUUUUUACCUGAAACUCUUUCUGAGUAAAAUACAAAAUAUCAUUUUAUGUGAUUGACUCACAAUAAAAAAUCAAAUUAUUUCAACAAAA
This is a messenger RNA of Tetranychus urticae (two-spotted spider mite), 2044 nucleotides long. Its product is annotated as fatty acyl-CoA reductase wat. Gene Ontology annotation, molecular function: alcohol-forming very long-chain fatty acyl-CoA reductase (NADP+) activity. Gene Ontology annotation, biological process: long-chain fatty-acyl-CoA metabolic process. Gene Ontology annotation, cellular component: peroxisome. The record is from RefSeq and is a predicted model, not a curated record. Lineage: Eukaryota; Metazoa; Arthropoda; Arachnida; Trombidiformes; Tetranychidae.